Molecule: messenger RNA, 1980 nt
Organism: Chaetomium globosum CBS 148.51
Lineage: Eukaryota; Fungi; Ascomycota; Sordariomycetes; Sordariales; Chaetomiaceae
Exons: 5
Coding region: 1-1980 (659 amino acids)
Molecular function (GO): protein binding
Source: RefSeq, a predicted model, not a curated record
AUGGCGGCCGCCCUGACAAACCUCCCACCGGAGAUAUUACACAACAUCCUCAGCUAUGUUGAACCCGAAGACCUCACUUGGCUUCCUCUCACAUGCCGCGUCUUCAACAAUUUCAUCAAGGGCAACAACCCUCUUUGUCGGGCCAUCUAUCUGCGCGUCCUGGACGAGCCCCCAGUAAAAGACCUCGACUUUGAGCAGGAGCUGCACGACAUCCUCAAGCUCAAGCAGCUCUGCGUGCCCGAAACCAGCCGCAGCACCACCACGCCCUCAACCCAGGCCCCCCUCCAAACCCACCUCCCCUUCGUCCACCGCACCGUCACCCGCCUCCUCAACCACGCCAUCACCGUCCCCACCCCCAACCCCACCACCACCAGCAAAUCCCCCAACAGCCACAACCAACCUCCCUCCCCAACCCGCAAAUCCCGCGCGCGCACCUUCCCAGCCUCGGAAAACACCCGCUUUCUCGAGUCGCUCUUUGAAUCGGAGCCAGCGCGCCGCGCGUUUUUGGCUCGCUCGGCUCUGUAUCAGCGGGAGCGGGCGUUGGGGGUGUGCGGGUUUACGGGGGAGGAGGAUGGCGAAGAUGGUGAGAGUGAGGGGGUGGGGGGUAAUGAGGGGGAUGGUGUUUUUGCAGAGGGGGGUGUAGAGGGGAGUGGGGGUGGGAAUGGGAGUUCGAGUGGGGGUGGGAGGGCCAGUGGGAGGAGUAGGGGGGCCGUGACCCAGGAAUCGCGCGAGGUGUUUCAGAUGAGCGCGAAGCUGCAUUGCCUGUAUGGCUGGGGGUUGGGAUUUGAGGAUGGCGUGCGGCAUGGCCAGACCGAGGGCGCUGCGUGGCGGGGGAGGCUGACCUUUGCGCGCCAUAGGGGCGGCGUGUACCCGCUCGCGUGCUCCAAGGUGUAUGACCUGAGGGAGUACACGAGGGGCACGAAGUGGGGGCCGUUUUUGGACCUCGGUGAAGAGGAGGAUGCGGAGGUGCGCGUCGACUGGGAAAAGGUGGAGGCCAUUCUGGUGGUGCUGGGCGGCAAUAUCAGGUGUAAGGGGCUAGAGCGGUUUCCCAUCUUUUGGCAUUUCUGGGGGAAGCCGUUUGCCGGGAGCUGGAACGGGAGUUAUAUCCCCUGGUCGAGAGAUAGGGAGAAGGGAGAGGAAUUGGAGGUGAAGGAGCUGGACCGGCUGGACCCGUACGGGGUUGCGGGGAGCUGGCUGAGGGUCGUGAGUUUCCUGGACUUCAGCGACUUCUUCCACUUCAACUUCCCCAUCAUCGACAGCCUGCCGCGCGACCUGCCACGGCCGCCCCUCGACGUCGGCCAGGCGACGCGGCUCAUCCUGAUGCGCAUUCGCGUGUCCAAGGUCGAGCCGGCGGGGCCCGGCGACCACCCGGACCACCCCGUCACGCACUUCACGGGCUUCUCGCGUGCGCUCGACGGGUCGUGGGACGACAACGCCGACGCUAGCAUCCGCGGCACCGUCCGCGUCACCCCGGAGGGCGAGGUCCGCUGGACGUCGUACUCGGUCUUCCACGGCGAGGAGCGCUGGAAGAGCGAGGGCGUCCAGAUCGGCGGCAUCAAGUCCGCCCGGGGCGUGGUGGGGACCUGGUUUGAUAAGGAUUUCAACGCGCAAGGGCCUUGUGGGCCGACGGCGUUUUGGAAGAUUUCGGACCGAGAGGACACGGGCGACGGGCCGCAGGUUUUGUUGGAGGAUCUCUUUCCGCUUACUGACGACAUGGAGGAGGAGCUCAUGGACGAGGACGAUGACGCGCGGGACGAGUUCAACCUGCAGGUGCUGGACCCCUUCGGGCCGGACUGGACCACGUAUGAGCUGGAGGACGACCUGGACGGGCUAUACUAUUUCGACGACGAAGAUAUCUUUGACGUGGAGGACGUGGCGGCCGAGAUGCAUGGGUUGGGAGAGGAGCGGGAUGACGAGGACCUGGACGAGGACGAAGACGACUAUGAUGAUGAUUUCGUUGAUACUCUGACGUAUGGCUAG